GGACGCACUCCUCCUGGUGACAUUUGCGAACAGAUUCUGACUUUGGUAGGCACCGUGCAGUUCAAGGCGUUGGGCCCGAGGAGGAUUUGCAGCUGCCCCUUGGCGUUCGGUACUCUGCAUCUGCCAGCCCACCGCCGGCUGACCUCGGUGCCCGAAAACAGUGUCGGCCAGAUGUGGUGCCAGACGCCCGCUGCCACGACCCCGUGCGACGACGAGGUGGCCUGCAUGCCCAUCGGCAUGAUCUGCUACCCGAAGCUCGGGAGGGAGGCUCCCGGCGGCGGCGCCGACCGCCGCCUCUCAUGGCCCAGGGAGGUGGCGAAAGCUGGUGGCCCCGCCGCCUGGAACCGGCGGCCCGAGCUGGCUCCACUGGUGGAGAUGCUCGGCGGCAUGGCGGAUGUCAAGAGCGCGGACGACGCGCUCGCGAGGGUGAGAUCGAUGAUCCAGUUGGACCACCACCUCUGGGCGCACUUGUGGAUGAAGGCGCUGCACGCCAAGAGCCUGGACAUCUAUUACGAGACGAUCCUGAGGCAGCCGUCCCUGAUGCUGCCGGUCAUGUACACGCCAACGGUGGGGGAGGUGUGCCAGAAGUACGGGAUGCUGCCCUUCAGCAGGCGCGGUUGCUAUCUCUCUGUGGCCGACCGCGGGCGUGCCCGGGAGGUCCUGGACGAAUACGCGCGGGCGGAGUUGGAGCAUGUCGAGGGGCGGCCGGUCUGCGAUUGCAUCGUCUUCUCCGAUGGGGGCCGGAUCCUCGGCUUGGGCGACCUCGGCGCCUGGGGCAUGGGCAUUCCCGUGGGCAAGCUCGACCUCUACACGGUCUGCGGUGGGGUCAGCCCGCACCGCGUCAUUCCGCUCAUCAUCGACGCGGGCUGCGGUGAUUCUUCCAAGAACACGGACAAGCUGGAGAUCCGCGAGCACCCCCUGUACACGGGGCUGAAACAGGACCGCAACCUGGAGAAGUCCGCUGCCGGCACGAUGGUCAAUUCUUGCUACUACGGACAGGGAAACAUUAUCCAGGAACUCUUCGUGGCGGCCACCGACCUGUUCGGAGACACUUGCCUUUUGCAGUUCGAGGACUUCAACUCCAACGACGCAUUCCCGCUCCUCGCCGAGUAUCGGGAGAAGUAUUUGACUUACAACGACGACAUCCAGGGCACCGCGGCAGUAGCCGUUGCUGGUAUCAUGGGAGCUAUUAAGAUCAAACAUCCCGAUUGCGCUGACCUAAUCGGCGCGCUGAGGAAGGAGACGUUCCUCUUCUUCGGCGCGGGAUCCGCCAACAUUGGCGCCGCAAAUCUGCUCCUUAACGAGGGCGGAGUUGAGAAACACCGUGUGCUGAUCUGCGGUUCCAAGGGCCUCAUUUGGGUGUCCCAGGAUGGGUCUCAGGGCGUGUUCAAGAACGAGGAGCAGAAGGCCCUUGCGUACAAGGGCAAACCCAAGUUCGCGUGCGGGAGCCUCGUCGACGUGAUCCGCGCAGUGAAGCCUACAGUCUUGGUCGGUGCCGUGGGUGUCUCCCCGAACUGUUUCACCAAGGAGGUCGUCGACGGGAUGAUGAAGAGUGUCGGGAGCGGGGGGCGGCCCAUCAUUUUUGCUCUCUCGAACCCGAAGUCCCAAUCAGAGAUCACGGCAGUGGAUUGCUAUCGAUGGUCGAGCGGGGCUGCCAUCUUCGGAUCUGGGACCCACUUCGAUGCUGUCGAGGUCGGGGGGAAGAGGCAAUCGCCUGGGCAGGUAAAUAACGUGUAUAUUUUCCCUGGUAUGUCCUUCGGCGCCAUUUGCUGCCAAGCGAGGACCAUCCCAGAAAGGUUCUUUUUAGUGGCCGCAGAGGCAGUGGCGAACAGCCUGAGUCAGCAGGACUUCGACGAGGGCCGAGUAAUCCCUCAUCGGGACCAAGUGCAGCUUGUGAACCUCAAUGUCGCCACCGCCGUGGUACUGGAGGCGCAAAAGAUGUCCCUGGCGCGACGGGCGCUUGGCGCAGAUGCGGAUUCGGUGAGGGCCACGCUGGAGGGGAUGAUGUGGAAGCCAGGUAACCUCAGCAAGUAGACAGUGCUGGGACAGUUGCAUUGUAUUUCGUGUUGGGGCAGUUGUGGUACGCAAGCCGAGGCGUGAUUGGCUACACGAUCGAGCCUGCUCACAACCUGCUUCGGUAUAGUAGCUGCGGUUUGAGACUUCUGGUGCGGAGGAUUCGUGCUACGCGGCCCUGGAUGCAAGACGGGCACAGCGAACAUCUGAUCACGGGUUUCGCGUUCACGCGUCUGGCUCACAGUGUCGACGUUGCGCGUAUGAGGCAUUGCGCGUGCGAUACGUUUUGCUCUGGCAGCACAUAGUGUACCAUAUUGUCAGGGAUAGGCGCGGAGGUGGGCAGGUCACCCCGAGCAUAGCGUGCACCCAAGCAGCUCGAUUUUGUUCGUGUUUGGGUCGGCGGAUUUGCAAUCACACGUGUUCCUUCAUGCCUACCACUGUUCUGCCCUGUCCAGUGUUCCGUAGGUGCUGAAUUUUCUUCUUUCGAUUUUCAUUCGCGUACAAAAGUCGAGCCCGUCCAAACAUCUGCUAUGGGUGUCUGUUAGUUUUUUGUUCCAGCACCCAGCCUUGACAGUGAAGACAGGCAUGCUCCUCAAAGCAGGUACGCAACGGACGGCCGAAGGGCCGUUGCCCGCUCGUCUCGGCGCGCGGACCAAAAAGUACAACGUUUUGUUGUCCGUCGUUAUCUAGCGGGAUUGGUCCAAGAGACUUGCCCCAUUCCGCCGACCCUCAGAAGAG
Messenger RNA from Prorocentrum cordatum, 2751 nucleotides. The record is from the annotation of a GenBank genome assembly. Lineage: Eukaryota; Dinophyceae; Prorocentrales; Prorocentraceae.